Messenger RNA from Botrytis fragariae, 240 nucleotides. RefSeq lists its product as uncharacterized. The transcript has a single exon. Lineage: Eukaryota; Fungi; Ascomycota; Leotiomycetes; Helotiales; Sclerotiniaceae. The coding region runs from base 1 to 240 and encodes 79 amino acids. The record is from RefSeq and is a predicted model, not a curated record.
AUGCCAUCGCUUCUCAAGGCAUUACCUGUGUAUGCUACAUUCAUCUUUGACAUUAAGAUUCGACUCUAUGCGCCCACACAACAUAGAUCACGUGCUAUUUACAAGAAUCGAGUCGCAAAUCUGAAGAAGAUGAUUGAAGCUCUCAACAAUUUCAACAUCAAGAAAUUGAAGGUUAUCAUCGGGCUCAAUGAUGAUUACUCCUACCAGAUGAAGCUAGCCCCGCCUUUGUCCAUGGACUGA